Molecule: messenger RNA, 1149 nt
Organism: Lachancea sp. 'fantastica'
Lineage: Eukaryota; Fungi; Ascomycota; Saccharomycetes; Saccharomycetales; Saccharomycetaceae
Source: the annotation of a GenBank genome assembly
AUGGCCAAGACCUUUUUGUUCACCAGUGAAUCCGUCGGCGAAGGCCACCCAGACAAGAUCUGUGACCAAGUCUCGGAUGCGAUCUUGGACGCUUGUUUGCGUGAAGACCCAUUGUCCAAGGUUGCGUGUGAAACCGCUGCCAAGACCGGUAUGAUCAUGGUUUUCGGUGAAAUCACCACCAAGGCCCAGUUGGACUACCAAAAAAUCGUCAGAGACACCAUCAAGCACAUCGGUUACGACUCCUCCGAUAAGGGUUUCGACUACAAGACCUGUAACGUGCUGGUGGCCAUCGAACAGCAAUCUCCAGAUAUCGCUCAGGGUUUGCACUACGAACAGGCCAUCGAAGAGCUAGGUGCCGGUGACCAGGGUAUCAUGUUCGGUUACGCUACCGAUGAAACCCCAGAAUUGCUGCCAUUGACCAUCUUGUUGGCCCACAAGCUCAACCUUGCCUUGGCCGAUGCCCGCAGAGACGGCUCUUUGCCAUGGGUUAGACCAGACACCAAGACUCAGGUCACCGUCGAAUACAAAGAAGAAAACGGCCGUUGGAUUCCUUUGAGAAUCGACACUGUUGUUGUCUCUUUGCAACACGCCGAAGAAAUCUCUACUGAAGACCUAAGAAAAGACGUCCAAAAGCACAUUGUUGAAAAGGUGUGUCCCGCUGACAUGUUGGACGAAAACACCAAAUACUACAUCCAGCCUUCCGGUAGAUUCGUCAUCGGUGGCCCUCAAGGUGAUGCCGGUUUGACCGGUAGAAAGAUUAUCGUCGACGCUUACGGUGGUGCCUCUGCUGUCGGUGGUGGUGCCUUCUCCGGUAAGGACUACUCCAAGGUCGACCGUUCUGCUGCUUACGCUGCCAGAUGGGUUGCCAAGUCCUUGGUCAACGCUGGUCUCUGUAAGAGAAUCCAAGUGCAAUUCUCGUACGCCAUCGGUAUUGCCGAACCAUUGUCGCUUCACGUCGACACCUACGGUACCGCCACCAAAUCGGACGAGGAAAUCAUCGAAAUCAUCAAGAAGAACUUCGACCUAAGACCUGGUGUCUUGGUCAGAGAAUUGGAUUUGGCUAGACCAAUCUACUUCCCAACCGCCUCUUACGGUCACUUCACCAACCAGGAGUACCCAUGGGAAAAGCCUAAGGAGUUGAAAUUGUAA